Messenger RNA from Phalacrocorax carbo (great cormorant), 4167 nucleotides. The record is from RefSeq and is a predicted model, not a curated record. NCBI's taxonomy places the organism in Eukaryota, Metazoa, Chordata, Aves, Suliformes, Phalacrocoracidae.
UACUAGGUGCCGUGGUUGCUUUCGGCUGUCCAGUGCACUUCCUCAGUUAGGUUUCUCCUUCGUGACCGGUUGGUGUUGCAGGCAUCUUCCUCCGGGCACCGCGCCUGCUGGCCUCCGACGCGGGGUUGCCCUUUUUCCGCCUGGCUCAGUCUCUGUUACCGUUAGCCCCCUUUGCACGCGGAGUGAUGCUCUUACAGGGCUCCGGAACCGCGGGACCGUGGGGGUGGCUGCCGCUGCUGCUGGUGGCCUGCGCGGCACGGGCCUCUGAGAUCACUUUCGAGCUGCCUGACAAUGCAAAGCAAUGCUUCUACGAGGAGAUUGUCCAGGGCACUAAGUGCACUCUCGAGUUUCAGGUGAUCACUGGAGGUCACUAUGAUGUUGACUGUCAGUUGGAAGGUCCUGAUGGUGCUGUAUUAUACAAAGAGAUGAAGAAACAAUAUGAUAGUUUCACAUUUACUGCAUCCAGAAAUGGAACAUACAAAUUCUGCUUCAGCAAUGAGUUCUCUACUUUCACACACAAAACUGUGUACUUUGAUUUCCAGGUUGGAGAAGAACCACCACUGUUUUCUAAUGAGAACAGAGCGACUGCACUUACUCAGAUGGAGUCUGCGUGUGUUUCAAUUCAUGAAGCUUUGAAGUCUGUCAUUGAUUAUCAGACUCAUUUCCGGUUGAGAGAAGCACAAGGCCGCAGCAGAGCAGAGGAUUUAAACACAAGAGUAGCCUAUUGGUCAAUAGGGGAAGCAAUCAUUCUUCUUGUAGUUAGUGUUGGGCAGGUAUUUCUCCUCAAAAGCUUCUUUUCAGAUAAAAGAACCACAACAACCCAUGUUGGAUCAUAACUUGUAGUGAUAAUGCUUCAGGUCAUUGUGCUAUUCACUUGUGAAAUUACUGUUUUCCAAUUAAUUGUAGGUACAAAGGAACUAAAUAUGUGAAACAUCUAAAUGUCUACCCCCCCCAUUGAUUAAAAUCACAAAACAUACCCCAAAAAGUUAUGAAAGGGACACCCAAUUUGAAAUAUAGAGUAAACUCAAUGUUUUCUGAUACUUGUAUUAAACAUCUGGCAAUGACCAGCCUCUCUUUGGUUUUGCUGAUUUAAUCUGAAUUUAGUUUGAAUUUACUGAUAAGAUUACCCAUCUGUGGUAUAAUGCUUUAAAAGAACCCAACAAUCUAGUGUCUGAUGUGAAGGACAAUACUCAUGAAAAUUUGAUUUGACUUAAAUUUUCAGGCUGAACGUAUUGGAUUAUAAGCAAGUUAAUGUGAUGAACUGUAGUUGCAAGAUGUAUUGCACUGUUCUGAUUUGCUGUAACAAAAAAAAAAUCCAAUCAUAUCCUUUGCUUAUUUGUAAACGCGUUGCAAGCUUGAUACUACAUGAUGGUGCAAAUUCUCCACCUGCCUGGUAAAUCUUCACCUUCAAAACCUGCUAAAUUUUAUACUUGAGUGUAUUUGCUUAAACACACUUCUCUAUAUUAAAAUAUAAUGCAUUUCCUAUUUUAGUGUUUUGCUAAACUUCUAAACCAAGACUAUGCAGGAAAUGUGCUUUCUCUAUUCAAAAACUUAAAUCUCCAAGUUGUUUUUAAAAAUGCAAUAAAAUAGGGAAUCUUGUAACUCUCACUGAAGCUGUGCAAUCUCUAUGCUUGUGCUGCUGCUCCUUGUCAUAUUUAAGACCAGAGAUAGCUUGAUUUUUAUCAAACAAUACAGCACCAGCACUGGACAGUUAUUACAUCUAUUAGGCACAUGCAAAGCUUUUUAUUAAAUUGUUUCCCUAUUAAGAAGCCCAUUUGAUAUUAAUACUGCAUUGCGUGAGUGCUGUGAACUUUAUUUCCAUUUGGUGCACUGAUACAGUAUGGCCUUGUGCAUGUAGUUGCCACUCUUCUGUUAGUGGUCAGGAAAUGUUUUAAAUAUUUUCGGGUAUCUUUUUGAUAGAUUUGUAGCUGCAUUGCUUCCACUGCUCAUGUCUUUAGUUUAUAUAUUAUAAUAAAAUCUUGUUUUAUUUGGUUGGGGAAGAUAAUAAAUGUAUGUACAUACAAGUAGCUUGAAUUGAGCUAGUCAAAAUAAGGCUAAACUUAUUCAGAUGGUUUUGGAACUCUGACCAAAUUUUAAGUGCACACAAACAAAGCUAAGAUAAACAAAUUGCUGAAUUACUAACUCUAAUUCAAAAGAAUCCACUUAAACUAGUUUUCAGCAAGCAGAGAAAGAAUGCUCAGUCCUCAUUAAAUGCCUGUAUUUUUUUCCAGCAAAAAAUUGACAAGUUAAACAUACACGUGUCCAAGUGGCACUUGGACACUCUGAAUAAUUGAUCUAAGAUGACCUCACUUUAAAAUGAUGUGGUAGUUAGACAAAAAAUUUUUUCUGUUUUAAACUGAUAAACUACUCUUUCAGAACUGAAGAAAAAAACCUUUAACACUUUAAAAAUUAGUUACAAGGUCACAGGAGUAUUAAAAAGCUUAAUGUAUACUAUAUUCAGAAUUAUGUAUAAUGUCCUAUCUUGUACCGAACUUGAAAUAUUGCAGUCCCAUUUUUGAGGUGCAGCCUUCCCUGAAAUUGUGACAUAAUCUCUGAUCAGAAAACAAAAAAGCCAGUGCUUUCUUUUUAUGCCUGCACACAGUAGUCUUGAUUGUACCUAUAUGCUUUAUCCUUAUGUUUUGGCAACUGAUCUUCAGUAUUUUUUGUUUCAUUACACAAAUGGUACAGUUUAGGUGCAAGAGUCAGAUAAAAACAUGGUUUAAUAUUGAUAUUUUGACUAAUCUUCUGAAGCCUGAAUAUCACUUGUUGAGUAGCUUUAAUCACAACAAAAGCAUUUUUUUCAAAAAUUAAAAUUUAUUUUCCCCCACUAAGUCAGUUCUGUGUACUGUCAAAAUCAGUAAACAAUGGGGUAAACAAAGUAUUAGCUGGCUGUCACAUACAUGUCUCUAAUUUUCCUUAAUGUUUGAAUGUGUUGGAUGUGGCUGUUUAGAUCAGUAUUAUUACAGCUGAGGUUUAGUGGACUUGAAUUUUGCAUUGAAGUUAGGUAUCUGAACCAAACCUCUGGUAUAAUGCUGUAUAAUAUGCAGUAAUAGCUUAAAAAUGCCUUUAUUUUGGGGUUAUGAAAAACAUGAUACACAAUUUUAUAUUUUUUUUAAAUAAGUGAUUGGAUAGGAUAUGAAUAAAACACAUGCUACCACUUACACUGGGUAAAGAAAUGCUUUGUGAUUUUUUUUCUAUUUUUUCUUUAUUAUUUUUUUUGUUAAAGGUGCAUAUAUACAAAGAAUAGUUCAAUCAGUGGUGUGAUAGACAACUAAAUCACCCUGUGUUAAAUGAGAUAAAGCUGUUUUCAUGUCCUUAAAUGUUAGUUUUUGGGGUGGGGUGGGGUUUUGAAUAAGGCAAAAAGACCCUGUGAAUAUUGUAUGGGGAAAAUACAAACUAAUAUAAAUGUAACCUGAUUUGUUAUUCAAACCUUUUUGGAAGAAUAAUGCUUCCCUACUAAAUGAAAACAAAACAAUUUGAGAAGUCAGCCAGUAUGUUAACACGUUACCUUCAAAAGUGUCAAUCUACCUGACAUUUGAUUGUGACUUCUGUUACUGUACACUGAUAAUUGUACAAGUUGACUGCUAUUCAUAAUUAGACAUGCUUUAAGGCCAUUGGAAAAACUCAAAUUAGGGAAAAAUGGUGUGGUUGCUAGCUCUUUGCUCAUCACAUUAUCAGUGCAUGUAAUAGUAAUUAUAAACCUGUUACUGUUUGUCAUGGUUUUAGGUGGAAUAGAGUUAAUUUUCUUCACUGCAGCUGGCAUAGUGCUGUGUUUUGGACUUAAUAUGAAAAUAAUAUUGAUAACACUGAUGUUUUAGUUGUUGCUGGGUAGUGCUUGUACUAGUCAAGGACUUUUUCAGCCUCCCAUGCUCUGCCAGAUGCACAAGAAGCCGGGAGGGGGCACAGCCAAGAAAGAGGAUCCAAACUGACCAAAGGGAUGUUUUAUAUCAUAUGAUAUUAACUGGGGGGAGUUAGCCAGGGGAAGUGGCGAUCGCAGCUUGGGGACCGGCGGUGUCAGUUGGUGAGUGGUUGCAUUGCUUGUUCUUUGGGUUUUUUCCCCUCCUCCUGAAGUUUCACACCCCUCUCUCUCUCUCAUUAUUUCCAUUUCAUUGUUAUUAUUGUAAUUACUACUGUUUUAUUUUAAUUAUUAAACUGUUCUUAUCUCAA